Molecule: messenger RNA, 2533 nt
Organism: Saprolegnia diclina VS20
Lineage: Eukaryota; Oomycota; Saprolegniomycetes; Saprolegniales; Saprolegniaceae
Exons: 9
Coding region: 26-1894 (622 amino acids)
Biological process (GO): monoatomic ion transport
Source: RefSeq, a predicted model, not a curated record
ACGGAUCGUAGUUGAAACGGCAAACAUGCGGCGGGCCGACAACAGCGGUCUUGAGCUCCCGACCGCCAACGACGUCGACGACCCAACGUCGGAGGUCGUCGAGAAGCCGCCGCCGAUGCACGCGCGCUGGCUCUACCGCCUUGACGCGUUCAUCUCGCGCAACGACGGCCAAGCCAUCGUGCUUGUGACGCUCUGCAUCCUCUUUGCGUGCAGCCUCGCGCCGUUCGUCGUCUGGACGAGCGGCUUUAGCUACGCCAACGCAGCCUGGCGGGUGUGGACGUACAUGGCCGACACGGGCUCGCAAAACGAAGCGGUCGAGUGGCCCGAGCGCGCCGUUGCGCUCUGUGCGACCUUGCUCGGCUUUGCUUACUUUGCCGUCGUCGUCGGCUUCGUCGUCGACGCGAUCCGAGAGAAAAUGGAAGUCCUCAAAGAAGGCCGAUCUCAAGUCGUCGAGUUGGGCCACACGCUCAUGCUCGGGUGGUCGGACAAGUCGCUGUCCUUCUUGAAAGAAAUCUGCAACGCCAACGAGAGCGAAGGCGGUGGCACGGUUGUCGUGCUCGCCGAAGACCACAAGGAGGAGCUCGAAGCGCUCAUCGACACCCAAUUGACCAAGCGGCUUGGCACGCGCAUCAUCAUUCGCCAUGGGAGUCCGCUCAUCAUGGCCGACUUGCUCCGCGUCGGGGCGCCCCAUGCGCGAAGCAUCUGCGUCAUGUCGACUGAUGCAGAUGCCAACAAGUCGGAUUCGAACCUGCUGCGCGUCAUCUUGACGUUGCACAACUUGCCUCAACUGACUGGGCACAUUGUCGUCGACAUGUGCGACGGUGACAACGAAUCGCUGCUCGAGCUCGUGGGUGGCAGCGUGCUCGAGACGGUCGCGUCCCACGACAUCAUUGGCGAAAUGAUCGUCAUGUGCAGCCGGUCGCCGGGCUUGGCCAACGUCUACGCCAGCCUCCUCGGGUUUGGCGGCAAUGAAUUUUACAUUGAAAAAUGGCCCGAGUGUGACGGCAUACCCUUUGGCGAGCUCCAUGCGCGCUUUCUCGAUGCGAUUCCAAUUGGCAUUCAAGAAGUGAGUGGCCGUGUCGUCAUCAAGCCCGCCAAGAACCGUCCAAUGGCGCCCGGCGAAGGCGUCCUCGUGCUCGCCGAAGACAACGACUCGUACAAGGCCGCGCUUCCCGUGCCCAUUGACAUGGGGGUGCCGCUCCUGCUCGAGCGACCGCGGACGUUGCCUCAGCGCAUUUUGAUUGCGGGUUGGCGCCGCGACAUUCGCAACAUGCUGCGGCUCCUCGACAAGCUCAGCGUCGCCGGCACGGUCGUCGUGCUCAUGAACGACACGCCGGUCGCCGAGCGCAACGCGACCUUCUUGGACGAAGGGUUCAACGUCGAUAGUCUCACCAACAUCUCAGUCCAGCACCACGUGGGCAACCCCGCGGUGCGGCGCCACGUCAAUACGCUCGACUUGGCGGAAUUUGACGCGUACAUGGUCGUCGCCGACAUGAACCGCGAAGUCAACAUUCUCGACUCGGACUCGCACGUGCUUGCGGCGGUCCUUACGAUCCGGAGCUGCGAAGACGAGCAACUGGACAAGAAGGGCCAGCAGUACCUCGCCAAGAGCGUGGUCCAAGGCGUGCGCGCGCUGGCACCGCGGCACUUUACGCCGUGCAUCGCCGAGGUCCUCGACCCGCGCACACAGCGAACGAUCGACUCGAACGACCGCGUCCAGCACAGCAGCGACUUUAUCCAGUCCAACCACCUCGUCUCGCAGAUGAUUGCGAUGGUGUCCGAGAACCGUCUGGUUAAGGGCAUACUGGCCGAGCUCUUGGGCGACCGCGGCGCUUCGUUUGACGUCGUCCCGUCCAAGAGGUCCCUCCGUGGCUCGGGUAGAAAGGGUACCUGAAUGUUGGGAUGCGUAGAUUUUGCCGCCGGCAAGAGACUCUGAGUUUGUUUCAAAUCGCUCAGCGCGCGCUCACGGUCGCGGACGAAAUUGUGUGUGGCUACCGCAAUACGGCCGGGACGCAGACCUUUGUGCUCAACCCGCCGCACAAGACGUGGGUCCAGACGUGGGACGAGUACGAGUUCAUCGUCUUGCGCGGCAACGACCGUCAGCGCCAGAUCGACGUGGCGACGCGCGUCACAAAUACCUUGACGCACCAUUUGCGGCGGUCGCGCUUCCGUGAUUUCAUGCGCCAGCACUCGUUUGAAGAAAAGAAGCCGCCGCCGACGAGCACCGAAGCGCCCAAGCAGGUCGCCUUCAAGAGAACCCUCGUCGCGAGCCGCCUCUACGAUCUUUGGGCCAUGACCGAAGAGCUCUCGACGAUGGUGCGCGACGGAGUGUUACCAGACGACGUCUCGCGCGAACUCAUCACCGAGUAUUAGCACUUUCUUCUCGACAUAUAUUGCAUUGGAGUUACUCUACUAGCAUGCCACUUGAAGUUGACACAUAACCUAGCCGCUAGCAAGGGUCAAUAAACAGGUUACUGUUUAUUAAACCUUGCCGCUAAGGACUGCAUCGUCAUUCAUGGCGCCGUGGCCUCCG